CGGCAGUAUCAGUUCAAUGUCCAGUGCAAUUACUAUUCAAAUAUUCCGUCAUUUGAAGCUUUUAAGUCAGUUGUCAAUUUGUUGCAAACAAGUGUGGUUGUGUGUCUAAUAAACAAACUCCGUGUCGUGUUUAUUUACGAAUAUACUCGUACAUUAUUAAUCAAACAAAAUGUCCGUGGAUUUGCAAUACGACUAUGCUGCCGUUACGGCAACUCUGGACAAAUUCUCGCAGGCCGAUAUUGACGCCUUAAAAGAAUGGACCGUGAAUGCAGACAAAUCCAAAUACAUUCCCAAGGAUUUGAGCUCCAAUCAGUUGGUAUACUUCUACAACGCUUGCUACGGAGAUGUUGAUAAGGCGAAAACUUGCAUCGAGAAGUAUUAUAGCUACAGGAAAAGUGCAUCGGACUUCUUCGACAACCGCAAUGUUGAUUCGGAUGAACUCAAGCCCCUCGUCACCGACAUUCUGGAAUUCGCGGUGCUCGGCCAGUCCGUUGAGGGCUAUGAUGUCGUCUUCCACAGACUAUACAACACUGAACCUUCCAAGUACAACUUCGAACUUGGUUGCAGGCUGCUCUUCAUGACCAUCGAUAGCUGUUUGACAAAGCGUGGCCCAUCGCCCGGUAUCAUCUUCCUCUUCGACAUGAGAGGAGUGAAGUUGGGACACUUGACCCGUGUUGGAUUAUCACAUCUCCGCAAGUUCUUCCAGUUCGUCCAGGAGGCCAUGCCUGUCCGUAUGAAGGCAAUCCACGUAUUGAACACUGAAGCGUUAGUGGACAAACUAAUUCUGCUCAUCAAACCGUUUAUGGAUAAGAAAUUCUAUGACAUGUUGAAGUUCCACCAAAAAGACGAGAACUUGGAUAGUUUCUACGAGAAAGUAAUUCCACGGUCAUCACUUCCUUCCGACUUCGGAGGCACCCUUUCUGACCUCCGGACCAUCAAUGCCCAGAACACUGAGAACCUAAGAUCCUUACAACCUUACUUCAAAGCCGAGGAGGCGCAGAGAUUCGCCGUGUUACCAAACAAGAAAGGAGACAAAGUUGAGGAUUCAUUCAAGAGCUUAGAUAUUGAUUAAUAUGUGUAAAUAUAGAACAUUAUAACAGAUAAAAAAUAUCAUUUGGGGAUUAUUCAGUGUUGUAUUUAUAUUUUUUGUUAAUUAUUUUCCAUGCAUUCGGGUGGUGUAUAACUUAUCUUGGGAAAUAAGUGAAAUGUACUUAUACAUUCAAUAUAUAUAAUAUUUAUUAUAUUUAGUUGCCGUCGUGAUAUUUCCAAAGUGAUUAUUUUGUAUAAGGAACAUGUUUUAGGUGAAUAUUUUAUGGAAUAUAAUGCGCAGAACUUUACUAUUGAUAAGUACGACGUUUAGGGAACCAUCGGAAUUGCUGAGUAUAUGUGAAUUUUAUACGUGACUGAAAUUCUAGAGUAUCGGACGUACAUAUUGUAAAUAUGUACGAAAUUUACAUUUCCUGUUCGACUGAGAGCUUAUGACAAAAUCUAGUACAUGAUAUAAAGGUAUAUAAACUAUUAUUAUCGUCCUUUGUAAGUAUAGACAAUUAAAUUACUUAAGUAAAUAAGUAAAAAAUGCUGUAGAAAACAUGUGUUUACUUGCAUAUGCUACCAGCUUAGGUUUUGUAGGAAGCUAUUGAAGUUUUUUUUAAUUAGAUAAACAGUAUUAUGUCAGACAAUUGCUCAAAACUCUAAUUUAUGUUAAGUAAGCAUAUGAAUAAUUGCAUAUUAUAGGCACAAUUACCAUGUUGCAUUGCUCUAUCAAACUUUCAUUGAAAUAUCUCCUUUAAAUUUAAUUAUUUUUAUUAAAUAAUGAUAAUUUAAUAAAACAAGACUCGUAGGCACUCGUAAUGAAUAGAGUAUGUCAAUUAUAAUGUGCACUUAUUUCUAAUAGUAGAGCAAAAGGCAAAGCAAUAUUUAUACUUGCAAAUAUAAUUGUUGAUACUACAGAUUUAGGUAAAUAGUUCUAUUUAGUUGCAUUUAUUGUUAAGUGGGAAAUGUAGGAAAUUCUAAACUAAUGAUAAUUAUAACAAUUGAUGUAAUUUUUAUAAAAUGAAAUAUUAUUUUAUUUAAAAAAACUAUAUGUAUUGUUAUAAUUAGUGAUUACUGUGUUCUUUGUAGAUAUUAAAAUCAUAUUUACUUAAAAUAAACAAAUGCAAUAUAUAUAAUAACUGUUAUAUCACGAUACGAGAUAAUUAGUUAUAUAUUUAAUUAGAUCAAAAUAUAAUUGCACCUUAAUUUCUUCUUAACAUCACAUGUAUUGAGAUAUGUUCAUGAAAAUAGAUUAGCACUUUACUGUCUCCAUAGACAAUUCAUUUAAAUAUAGCCAUAGAGAAUACCGCCAUUUUUAAAAAAAGAAGGUUUAUUGUCGUGACAACUAUUUAUUUUCUGUCUCUGCGGUUUCUAGUACUUAUUAGUGGUGGUUUUAAUUUUUUAUGUACUUAAAUGACAUUGUGCGCGUGUUAUGGAUUGCUUUGUUAUAUUGUACCUGUUAUAUUCCAUUAGAUUAGUUUGAAUUUGUGAUAUAAUGUUUGCAUAGUACUUAUUUCCUUUUUGGUACUUAACUGAGUCGAAACAUGUGAUUUUAAAUUGUGUAGCAAUAUAUUUUUAUAAAACGUUA
Molecule: messenger RNA, 2620 nt
Organism: Achroia grisella
Lineage: Eukaryota; Metazoa; Arthropoda; Insecta; Lepidoptera; Pyralidae
Product: alpha-tocopherol transfer protein-like
Exons: 5
Coding region: 170-1072 (300 amino acids)
Cellular component (GO): membrane
Molecular function (GO): phosphatidylinositol bisphosphate binding
Source: RefSeq, a predicted model, not a curated record